GACCCAGAGUUACAGAAGGUGGACAUUGUGGACCUGACAGAUGUCAACGGAAUCCCAUCAAUGCAAAAUCCUUUCAAAAUCCCUCUAAAACCAAAGUAAGUGGUAUCUACAACACAACAUUUGACAUCACACUGUUAGUCAUGAUUCAGGAUGAUAAUAUCGGUUGUAUGUAUCAUUAAUGACAGUACAUACUGUGCGGUCCAUGUCAUAGGUUAGGUAUCUGGAGAAUUGAAGCUUCUUACCAAGAUGAGUUCACCACAAUAAACAAAGCUGAAUUUGAAGUCAAAGAAUACGGUAACUCAACAAGAAACAUCGAUUGUGAUUGAUGAUUGAAUUAUACUUUUGGGGGGGUCACCUCCCACCAAGUCACAUUGAUUUAGACACUUUUGAGUCUUAACUGUUGAGUCUAACUAUGCUUUCUUUAUUAUUAGUAUUACCCAGCCUUUCCAUCCACAUGCAGCCACAGGCUAGCUACAUCAGUUUCGGUACUUUUGAAGCUUUUAAGAUCAAGAUAUCUGCCAGGUGGGUAAAAAUAACAGUCUGUCUGAUCAUUUUAACCUACACUGUUGCAUUAAUUCUUGAUUAAGUAAAGUCUUGUCUUAUCCCUUGUCAGUAGUCAGGGCGGUGCUACAUUAUCUUGGAUGAUAUUGAGUUUCUUUGUUAUUUGUGCUGUGUAUCAGGUAUAUUCACGGUGCUCCAGUUGCAAAUGCAGAGGUAUUCCUACGGUUUGGAUACAUUGGGACAACAACUGUCAUCCUACACAAAUCAGUGAGAAGAGAGCAAGUAAGAAUGAGUUAUGAGUAACAAGUUAUGUUUGUGUGGUUGGGUGUGUGUGUCAGUGCACUAUACAUGGAUUUAUUCUAAUUUAUGAGUGAGAGAAAGAAGAUAGUGGGUUCGAGUCCCGCUGGGGCCACCCACACAAAAAAUUUAUGCACAUAUGACUGUAAGUCGCUGUGGAUAAAAACGUCAGCUAAAUAUAUAUUAUUAUAUUAUUACAUGAUAUUAUUGUUUUCCAUUGGUCUUCAAGGGCCACUGGGGUUUGUAAGCAACAUUGUGAUCAAACAUUUCAGAUGAGUGAAAGUGGCGAAGUGGAGGUGAACAUAAACAUGAAGAAAGCUCUAUCACUUGAUGAUGGACCCAAAGAACUAGAGGAGAUGGUGGGAAAGUUCCUGUAUGUGGCUGUGAUGGUACAAGAGCCAACUGGUGAGAGACGCACAGUGUAGGCCCGCCUUGUUGCACACAAACCUACAAUAUUGACAAUAAUAAGUCAUCUAUAUGAUGCAUCUAAGAUUUGUUCACUUUGAUCUAGGGUUUGAUUGAUCAUUCAAAGUAGAUCAUUGCAUUAUUGGGAAAUGAUUGCAUCAUUUAGUUUAGCAGGAACAUAUUAUCACUCUAUUUUUGAUCAGACACGGUUCUUUUCAAUCUCUCUAGGUGGUAUCUCCCAGGAAGCUGAGAUGGCCAAUGUGAAGUUCUUAAAGUCCCCGUACAGCCUGAGUCUUGUCGCUACUCCUCCUUUCAUCAAACCAGGACUACCAUACACUAUCAGGGUAGGGCACCUCUAUAGCCUUGUUCACAUUGACAGUUUGCAGUGACUCAAAUCCCAUUUUGUUGCAUAUCUGACUAGAAUCUGUUCUUUUUCUUGUAGUCUGAAUAGCCAAAAACACAUGGAAUCAGAUAUUUCAAGCCUAAUUUCAAACCACCUUCAUAGGUGGUUUGAAAUCAGAUACAAAUCUGAUUCCUGGCCAUGCGACAUGUGUCUGAAUGGUCAAAUCAGAUUUAUUUGCCCUCAAGUGAUUUUUAGACUGUUAUUUGGCAUAUCUUGAUGCUUGCUAGCUACUCUUUGACAGUUCCCAACUCCUAUGGUCAUUGUUCCGCCAAACAUGACAGAUCUGGGACCAAGCUACCUUUUAUGCACGAAUUGAAAUACAUUAAAAUAGCAAAUUAAGUAGACACUGAAUAUAUCCUUACUGUAAGAUCAUUUACAUCUACUGUACAGAAGUUAAUAUAAUUAGAAACAAAGGUGCUAAGUAGAACCAUAUAGGGUUCUUCGGUUUGUCCUCACAGGGGAACCCUUUUUGGUGAUAGGUCAAACUUUUUGCAUAUGGUUCUACCUAAUGUAGAACAUUCUAUGUAGGGUUCUUCAUAGAACCCCCUUUAAAUGGUUCAACCUAGAACCCUGUAUGAAGGGUUCUGCCUAAAACCCUCUACGAUGGUUCUACCAAGAACCCUUUUAUCCUCUAACGGUUCUUCCUAGAACCCUCUAUGAACGGUUCUACCGAGAAACCUUUUAUCUUUGAAAGGUUCUUCCUAGAACCCUCUAUGAAUGGUUCCACCAGCCUUAUUAGUAUUUAAAAUUCAAGUCUUUAUGAUAAUACCUUACAUAUCAUAAGGCCUUUCUUUGAGUGCCUAGUUAUAACCUAACACAGUGGUUUUAGGAAACUCCUGGUUUACAGGCCACAUUAGGCCAGCAAGUCAUAUUAUGCUGACUUCCAAAGUGAUGUGUAAUUCCUAUUGGAAUCCAGCCAGAGUGAGGAUAUCCAACAAUUGGAACUAUUAAUCACCUGCAACCUGCGUUAAAGAUAUUCUCCGGUACUUUUUUAUACUUUUAAGGCAGUAGUUCUGAAAGUAGCGUCCACGAGACAAAAGUGGUCCCCGAAAAUUGCAUACUACGUCACAAAUGUACAGAAAUGUGCACCACGUCAAUGCUCUCUCUCGCUCUACUGUGUGUGCAUCUUGCUAGCUGUCACUCAAAUGUCGAGGAGCUGAAGCUCAUUGGCUGAAACUCAAAUUGCUAGGGGCUGGCCCAAGUGGGGGUAAAUGUAAGGAAAAUGGCGCCACACAGCUUCCAGAAAACAGACACUUUCAAUUUAGGGAUUUCCUGGCUAAUUAAGGUAAAACAGUCAUUCUGCUCAUAGAUUAUGCAUGUAUGAACUACACAUUGACACAUCCAGCCCAAAGCAGGAGGUUUAAAAAAUACGUAUUAGUCGCCAAAGUACCGGAGCAUGUCUUCAAGAAUGACUGCAAGGAUAGAGAAGAUUGAUUAGUUAGUACCUAAAUCAUUUAAACUUGAACAACCAUCUCAGUAACGGGUGCAAUAAGUCCAACUACAAACAGAUUGGAUUAGUUUAGAAAAAUGUACGUUAUUUAUCUUUGUGUAGCAUAACAUUAAUCAACCAACCAAUGUACAUGCAAAAACACACAUUUUGAAACAAACAAUUCUAAAAAUCAAUGUGCAAUAGAGCAUGCUGGGAAACAUAAUAAUGAUGGUUGUGAUUUUGAGUGUUUUACUAUACCACUCAUACUCCCUUCUAUUCCCUUACUCUCUGCUCAGUAAAAUCAUAGAAAAUACUCAUUUAAAAGACAGAAAUCAUGGCAAAGAUACCAACUAUGCAAGUACUGUAUAUGCACAAUUAUUAAGGGAAGACCAGAUAAAUUCAAAAAUAUUCCCAUAUACAGUAGGUAAAGUUUAAAACAUUAUCACACCAAUCUUUUUAAAUGUAUCAGAUUACUCAAACUCCUGAUGUUAAAGUUUAACACUGAGGUAACACUAAUGCUCAGGUAUUAUUUAAAAGAAAGAAAAAUAAUUAUAAUAAAAAAGCUUAUUCAGAUUCAGAAGGGUUCUACAGUGCCUUCAGAAAGUAUUCACACCCCUUUGUGUUGUUGUGUUACAGCCUGAACUAAAAAUGUAUUAAAUUGAGAUGUUUUUGACACUGCCCUACACAUACCCCAUAAUGUAAAAGUGGAACUAUAUAAAGAAAAGAAAAAUGAAAAGCUGAAAUGUCUUGAGUCAAUAAGUAUUCAACCCCUUUGUUAUUGCAAGCCUAACUAAGUUUAGAUGGAAACAUGUGCUUAACAAGUCACAUAGUAAGUUGAAUGGACUCACUCUGUGUGCAAUAAUAGUGUUUAACCAGAUAUUUGAAUGACUACCUCAUCUCUGUACCCCACACAUACAAUUAUCUGUAAGGUCCCUCAGUCAAACAGUGAAUUUCAAACACAGAUUCAACCACAAAGACCAGGGAGGUUUUCCAUUGUCUCGCAAAGAAGGGCACCUAUUGGUCGAUGGGUACAAAUUUAAAAAAGCAGAUAUUGAAUAUCCCUUUGAGCAUGGUGAAGUUAUUAAUUACACUUUGGAUGGUGUAUCAAUACACACAGUCACUACAAAGAUACAGGCGUCCUUCCUAACUCAGUUGCCGGAGAGGAAGGAAACUGCUCAGGGAUUUCACCAUGGCCAAUGGUGACUUUAAAACAGUUACAGAGUUUAAUGGCUGUGAUAGGAGAAAACUAAGGAUAGAUCAACAACAUUGUAGUUACUCCAUAAUACUAACCUAAUUGACAGAGUGAAAAGAAGGAAGCCUGUACAGAAUACAAAUAUUCCAAAACAUGCAUCCUGUUUGCAACAAGGCACUAAAGUAAUACUGCAAAAACUGUGGCAAAGCAAUUCACUUUCUGUCUUGAAUACAAAGGUUUAUGUUUGGGGCAAAUCCAAUACAACACAUUACUGAGCACCACUCUCCAUAUUUUCAAGCAUAGUGAAUGUUCCCGAGUGGCUGAGUUACAAUUUUGACUUAAAUCUGCUUGAAAAUCUAUGGCAAGACUUUAAAAUGGUUGUCUAGCAAUAAUCAACAACCAAGCUUUGCACACCUGGAUUGUACAAUAUUUCCCCAUUAUAAUGGGAAAAUAUUGUACAGUCCAGGUGUGCAAAGCUCUUAGAGAUUUACCCAGAAAGACUAACAGCUGUAAUCGCUGCCAAAGGUGAUUCUAACAUGUAUUGACUCAGGGGUGUGAAUCUUGUGUAAAUGAGAUAUUUCUGCAUUUCAUUUUCAAUACAUUUGCUAAAAUUAUGGUGUAUAAUGGGUGAGAUUAUUUUUUUUCCCAAUCAAUUUUGGAUUCAGGCUGUAUCACAAUAAAAUGUGGAACAAGUCAAGGAGUUGAAUACUUUCUGAAGGCACUGUAUCUACAGUGAGGGAAAAAAGUAUUUGAUCCCCUGCUGAUUUUGUACGUUUGCCUACUGACAAAGACACGAUCAGUCUAUAAUUUUAAUGGUAGGUUUAUUUGAACAGUGAGAGAUAGAAUAACAACAAAAAUAUCCAGAAAAACGCAUGUCAAAAAUGUUAUAAAUUGAUUUGCAUUUUAAUGAGGGAAAUAAGUAUUUGACCCCUCUGCAAAACAUGACUUAGUACUUGGUGGCAAAACCCUUGUUGGCAAUCACAGAGGUCAGACGUUUCUUGUAGUUGGCCACCAGGUUUGCACACAUCUCAGGAGGGAUUUUGUCCCACUCCUCUUUGCAGAUCUUCUCCAAGUCAUUAAGGUUUUGAGGCUGACGUUUGGCAACUCGAACCUUCAGCUCCCUUCACAGAUUUUCUAUGGGAUUAAGGUCUGGAGACUGGCUAGGCCACUCCAGGACCUUAAUGUGCUUCUUCUUGAGCCACUCCUUUGUUGCCUUGGCCGUGUGUUUUGGAUCAUUGUCAUGCUGGAAUACCCAUCCACGACCCAUUUUCAAUGCUCUGGCUGAGGGAAGGAGGUUCUCACCCAAGAUUUGACGGUACAUGGCCCCGUCCAUCGUCCCUUUGAUGCGGUGAAGUUGUCCUGUCCCCUUAGCAGAAAAACACCCCCAAAGCAUAAUGUUUCCACCUCCAUGUUUGACGGUGGGGAUGGUGUUCUUGGGGUCAUAGGCAGAAUUCCUCCUCCUCCAAACCCGGCGAGUUGAGUUGAUGCUAAAGAGCUCGAUUUUGGUCUCAUCUGACCACAACACUUUCACCCAGUUCUCCUCUGAAUCAUUCAGAUGUUCAUUGGCAAACUUCAGACGGGCAUGUACAGUGGGGAGAAUAAGUAUUUGAUACACUGCCGAUUUUGCAGGAUUUCCUACUUACAAAGCAUGUAGAGGUCUGUAAUUUUUAGAAAAGCAGAACUUAAUAUUUGGUACAGAAACCUUUGUUUGCAAUUACAGAGAUCAUAUGUUUCCUGUAGGUCUUGACCAGGUUUGCACACACUGCAGCAGGGAUUUUGGCCCACUCCUCCGUACAGACCUUCUCCAGAUCCUUCAGGUUUCGGGGCUGUCGCUGGGCAAUAUGGACUUUCAGCUCCCUCCAAAGAUUUUCUAUUGGGUUGAGGUCUGGAGACUGGCUAGGCCACUCCAGGACCUUGAGAUGCUUCUUACGGAGCAACUCCUUCGUUGCCCGGGCGGUGUGUUUGGGAUCAUUGUCAUGCUGAAAGACCCAGCCAUGUUUCAUCUUCAAUGCCCUUGCUGAUGGAAGGAGGUUUUCACUCAAAAUCUCACGAUACAUGGCCCCAUUCAUUCUUUCCUUUACACGGAUCAGUCGUCCUGGUCCCUUUGCAGAAAAACAGCCCCAAAGCAUGAUGUUUCCACCCCCAUGCUUCACAGUAGGUAUGGUGUUCUUUGGAUGCAACUCAGCAUUCUUUGUCCUCCAAACACGACGAGUUGAGUUUUUACCAAAAAGUUCUAUUUUGGUUUCAUCUGACCAUAUAACAUUCUCCCAAUCCUCUUCUGGAUCAUCCAAAUGCACUCUAGCAAACUUCAGACGGGCCUGGACGUGUACUGGCUUAAGCAGGGGGACACGUCUGGCACUGCAGGAUUUUAGUCCCUGGCGGCGUAGUGUGUUACUGAUGGUAGGCUUUGUUACUUUGGUCCCAGCUCUCUGCAGGUCAUUCACUAGGUCCCCCCGUGUGGUUCUGGGAUUUUUGCUCACCGUUCUUGUGAUCAUUUUCACCCCACGGGGUGAGAUCUUGCGUGGAGCCCCAGAUCGAGGGAGAUUAUCAGUGGUCUUGUAUGUCUUCCAUUUCCUAAUAAUUGCUCCCACAGUUGAUUUCUUCAAACCAAGCUGCUUACCUAUUGCAGAUUCAGUCUUCCCAGCCUGGUGCAGGUCUACAAUUUUGUUUCUGGUGUCCUUUGAUAGCUCUUUGGUCUUGGCCAUAGUGGAGUUUGGAGUGUGACUGUUUGAGGUUGUGGACAGGUGUCUUUUAUACUGAUAACAAGUUCAAACAGGUGCCAUUAAUACAGGUAACGAGUGGAGGACAGAGGAGCCUCUUAAAGAAGAAGUUACAGGUCUGUGAGAGCCAGAAAUCUUGCUUGUUUGUAGGUGACCAAAUACUUAUUUUCCACCAUAAUUUGCAAAUAAAUUCAUAAAAAAUCUUACAAUGUGAUUUUCUGGAGAAAAAAAUUCUCAAUUUGUCUGUCAUAGUUGACGUGUACCUAUUAUGAAAAUUACAGGCCUCUCUCAUCUUUUUAAGUGGGAGAACUUGCACAAUUGGUGGCUGACUAAAUACUUUUUUCCCCCACUGUAACAUACUAAUAAAAAGACCAAAUCAACUAAAUCAAGUACAAGAGGCAUGCAGAUAAAAGAAAAUGCGAUUUAAAAAAUAUAUAAUUUUCAUUUCAUUCAAUUUCAUUUAUAUCGCCUAUAUUGUAGGGUUCUUCCUGAUGGCUACAAUACACAAAGAAAGAACAUUGAGUUACAAAAGUUUAAGAAUGUACUUAAAAGUACUAACACAUUUAAUAAUAUCAAAACUUACUGUGAAGAAUGGUCUUCAGAAACAAGUCCCUGAAACAGGCCUUCUCACCGGCCACAGUCCAGGUAGUGGCGAUGGCAAGGUAGCAUCUGCCACACUGGCGACUUCAGGUCCUUGGCACCCAAUACAGCCAGAAACCUAAGCUACAAAAUGCAAGAGAAGUAUUAUAAAUUACACAGUAUGUUCACAUAUUUCCUCCCUCACCCCCUAUAUUUUACAUACAUUUAUUGUGACAGUCUGUAAAGACAGAUGGCAGAUAUUUCCAAUACGUAUUUACAUUUAAGUUGGUAACAGUUAGCUAUGUUCUUACCUUGAUGUCUGCGGCCCAAACCUGGCAACGUUGACCCAUUGUAGUGUCUGACUCCUGGCCCUGUUUGUAACAAUAAUGUCACAUUUAAAAUUAAGUAAAUACUGUGCAAGAAAGAACAGAGAGGCUAAGUGAAUGUAACGUUUACAUACCUGUGGCAUCACUACAGUCACUACAGACCCAGGUUCGAGCCCGGGCUGUAUCACAACCAGCCGUGAUCGGGAGACCCACAGGGUGGCGCACAAUUGGCCCAGCGUCGUCUGGGUUAGGGGAGAGUUUGGCCGGGGUAGGCCGUCAUUGUAAAUAAGAAUUUGUUCUUAACUGACUUGCCUAGUUAAAUAAAGGUUAAAUAAAUAAAAAUACCUCCAUGGCUAUCACAUCCACAUGGUGCUGUGGUGAAUACAGUGCAUUCGGAAAGUAUUCUAAAAUGGAUUAAAUAAAUGUUUUCCCUCAUCAAUCUACACACAAUACCCCAUAAUAAGAAAGCGAAAAAAAUUUUUUUUUUUGUGCCAAUGUAUAAAAAAGAAAAUAGAUACCUUAUUAAGUAUUCAGACCCUUUGCUAUGAGACUCGAAAUUGAGCUCAGGUGCAUCCUAUUUCCACUGAUCUUCCUUGAGAUGUUUCUACAACUUGAUUGGAGUCCACCUGUGGUAAAUUCAAUUGAUUGGACAUGAUUUGGAAAGGCACACAGCUGUCUAUAUUAGGUCCCACAGUUGACAGUGCAUGUCAGAGCAAAAACCAAGCCAUGAGGUCGAAGGAAUUGUCCGUAGAGCUCAGAGACAGGAUUGUGUCGAGGCACAGAUCUGAGGAAGGGUACCAAAUAAUGUCUGCAGCAUUGACGUUCCCCAAGAACACAGUGCCUCCAUCAUUUUUAAAUGGAAGAAGUUUGGAACCACCAAGACACUUCCUAGAGCUGGCCAUCCGGCCUAACUGAGUAAUCGGGGGAGAAGGGCCUUGGUCAGGGAGGUGAACAAGAACCCGAUGGUCACUCUGACAGAGCUUCAGAGUUCCUCUGUGGAGAUGGGAGAAUCUUCCAGAAGGACAACCAUCUCUGCAGCACUUCACCAAUCAGGAAUUUAUGGUAGAGUGGCCAGACGGAAGCCACUCCUCAGUAAAAAGCACAUGACAGCCCGCUUGGAAUUUGCCAAAAGGCACCUAAAGGACUCUCAGACUAUGAGAAACAAGAUUAUCUGGUCUGAUGAAACCAAGAUUGAACUUUUUGGCCUGAAUGCCAAGCAUCAUGUCUGGAGGAAACUUGGCACCAUCCCUACGGUGAAGCAUGGUGGUGGCAGCAUCAUGCUGUGGGGAUGUUUUUCAGAGGCAGGGACUGGGAGACUAGUCAGGAUCGAGGGAAAGAUGAACGGAGCAAAGUACAGAGAGAUCCUUGAUGAAAACCUGUUCCAGUGCGGGGCGAAGGUUCACCUUCCAACAGGACAACGACCCUAAGCACACAGCCAAGACAACGCAGGAGUGGCUUCGGGACAAGUCUCUGAAUGUCCUUGAGUGGCCCAGCCAGAGCCCAGACUUGAACCCGAUCUAACAUCUCUGGAGAGACCUGAAAAUAGCUGUGCAGCGGUGCUCCCCAUCCAACCUGAAAGAGCUUGAGAGGAUCUGCAGAGAAGAAUGGGAGAAACUCCCCAAAUACAAGUGUGCCAAGCUUCAUACCCAAGAAGACUCAAGGCUGUAAUCGCUGCCAAAGGUGCUUCAACCAAGUACUGAGUAAAGGGUCUGAAUACUUAUGUAAAUGUGACAUUUCCGUUUUUGUAUUUUUUAUACAUUUGCAAAAAUGGCAUCGAGAAAAAUUUACUCUCAAACUAAAAAUGUUGCUUAGGGCCCCCAACAGGCUAGGGCUGGCUCUGACUACAUGUGUGUAUGACUGUUGCCCCACAAGAUGAGUUCGGAUUCAAAGACAGGUUUGUAACAAAGAUAACUUCCUGUUGAAGGUUUUUAAACUUCUUCUGUGGGGUUUAAGAGGUGCCGCCACCUACUGUUCGUAGUGAUAAACACUUUUCUUCAAGUGGGUGAGACGGUUUAGGGAGUGGCAUUAUUGCUAGAAAGGAACCAUUGGUAUUGCCUCGAAAAUAUAGUAUAUUAAAGCAAUGGCAGUAAUGUAGGCUAUUUUGGGGCAUAAUCAAUAUAUCAUUAAUCUACUUAAACUAAAUUAUUAGGUGUAUCACAUUUUUUGUCAUGAUUGAUGAUUUUAAAUGCAUUAUGUCCACAUCUGGUUGUAAUUGGUGUUUUUUGGCAAAUAAAUCUAAUCCAAUUAAAAUCACAAUAAAUAUAAGGUAUUUAUAGAAACAACAAAAACAGCUUGCAGUCUCUGGCUGGCUGUGGUUAGCUGGAAAGUGGCAGGCCAAAUUUGAGAUUAGAGAAAUUCCUUGCUAUUGUCUUUCAAGUUUUCUCAUGGCUAGAUGGCUUGCCUAGGGCUUAUAGCUGUCCUCUGAGUGCAGGCUAAACGGCAUAGAUGCAAAAGCGGCCUGCUAAGGGCUUAUAGCGGCCCAACGAGUGAGGGCUACACGCCAGAGAUGCAAAUCACAUCUUGAACUGCAAACUCCGGUCGCCCCCACUGGUGGAAGGAAUUUAUAGCCUUGGGCGCCGAGUGACGUCAAAGUCCAUUGCUUCAGAACGACAAACAUCCGGAACGUUCAAAAAUACUUUGCAAACUGUUGGUUUAAAAUUCAUAUUGUUUAUUUUUUGGGGAUCAAAUGUUAAUAAAUAGAAUGAAAAAUAAUAUUAUGGUGCCUGCAGAAGGGUUUCCUUCUUCACCAUCCCUUGUUUCAUAUACACCCUUUAAAGGUUCAUGGUAGAACCCUUCGCCUUACAAAGCAGCCUUGUCUUCCAAAAAGGCUUCUUCAGAUGAAAACGGUUCAUGGUAGAAACCUAUCCCACUGCAAAUAACCCUUUUGGAACCCUUUUUUCUAAGUGUGUAUGGGGGUUCUGCCACCAGGUGUCAGUCAAGGACCAUUUGGGGGAGCCUGUGCCACGGGUACCAGUGAGGUUGGUGAAUUCCUUCACCAAAAACAAACUUGGUGUAGACCAGAAACCUCCGUGUCCUGUACUGACAGCGGAUAACAGUUAUAGAACCAAUUACGAUGGGAUUGUUCUUUUCAUUUGCAACCUUCCUUCAGAAGCUGAGAGUGCAAGAUUUAUCGUAAGUACCAGUGUGGCUUGAGUAUCAUUAAAUGUAUGUUUAAGUAAAGGCAGCUUGGCAUACAUCUAUUUUUAUAUAUAUAUAUUUCUGGAGGUAUUUUGACACUGUUUAGACAGGGAGUUGGGAGAAACAGAUUGAAGGGUUGGAGCCGGGAUUGAAUCCCAGUCUCCAGUAGGGGAGGGAGUUUAAAUGUGUCUAAUCCAGUCACGUUAUCGUUAGACCACAGGCUCUGCACAUGCCACACAUCUAUUGAUUGCUCUCUUUUCUAUUGGUGUUGUGAGGCUUGUGAUAGAAUGCAUGUAAUGCUGUAAUAUUGUUUUAGUUCAAGACUGCUGAUGAGCGGUUACCCUCCGGUAGUCAAGCUGAAUAUACAUUUGAAGCCAAGGCAUACUUUUCCCCCAACGAACGCUACUUGUACAUUGAUUUGCCGUCCGAUUACUCCGGCCUUCAAGUUGGACAACAUGUCAACCUUCAAAUCUACUUCCAUGCUCGCAGCUACCUCCAAAUUGAGACUUUCAGCUACCAGGUAAGUGAUAGUUUUCUAGUCAUACAGUGCCUAUAAUAAGUAUUCAUCCCUCUUUGGCUUUUUCACAUUUUGUUUUGUUACCAAGUGGGAUUUAAAUUGGUUUCAUUGGGAUUUGUUUUCACUGAUUUACACAAAAUACUCAAUUUGGUCAAAGUAAAAAGAAAAUGAUUUGCGUAAAAAAAAAAGUUAUAUAACAAAACAAAAAAAUAACUCAAAAUGUUCUGUAAUUCUAAAAUGUUACCUCUUCCUGACCUACCUAUCUGACUUCUAUGCCAGAUCAUCUCGAGGGGGAAGAUAGUGAAGUUUGCUUCUGAGAAGCAUAUCAAAGAUACAAGUUCCCAAGCCAUUAGUUUCACAGUGACCUCAGACAUGGUGCCAUCGAUACGCCUGCUGGUCUACUACAUACUAUAUGGGGAGAAGACGCCUGAGCUGGUUGCCGACUCAGUGUGGAUAGACGUCAAGGACAAAUGUGUCAAUGGACUUAAGGUACGGUAGCUCCGCCUCCACCACAACCCAUUCAAAACUCUUGAUUCCUGUUCGUAUUGUCACAUGUAACUGUGAAUAAGCUGAGAAUCCACAGAAUAUUUGUAUUUUCCCAAUGAGCAUACCCCAUCUUUAUUCAUCAGAACAUUUUCUGUUUGUUUAUCUCUUAGACAGAGCUCUCAUUUCGUAAGAAGAAUUACAAGCCUAAGGAUGAACUGGUAUUAGAAGUGAAAACUGGGCAGGAUUCCCUGGUGGCCUUAUCUGCUAUUGACACUGCUGUCUACUCACUUAGAGCCCCACUCCAGGACCCAGUGACAAGAGUAAGACCAUUCAAGACUCAGAAAACACACAGCAGGCAUGCUUAACUUGUUAGAUAAGAAAACAUUAUUGUCCAUUACAUAAAAAAAAAAAAAUGACAUAUGUGUUUGGCACUCUGAGUUAAAAGAUGCAUACAGCAUUACAUACAGUGUACAGGUUAGUCCAGCAAACUCUUGUUGAGCAUGGUUAGUGCUGAGGGGAUGAAUGGCGUUUUCUAUGGUGAAUGGAACCUUAGUAAUGGGGGAUUUAUUGAUAAAUAUGAAUAUCCUGCCGACUACGCCAAAUGUAACACUGAAGAACUGAACUGGGCACAUUUCAUAGAAAGCACAAAGCCGGCCCGUACAAGGUGAGGUGACAAUCAUUGUCAUUUUCUUCUCUAGGUGCUCCGCCAUAUCGAGCAAAGUGACCAAGGUUGUGGAGGAGGAGGUGGCAAAGAUAACGCUGAUGUCUUCCGUCUCACAGGACUCACUUUUAUGACCAAUGCAAAUGCUCAGGCUUCCCAAUCUGAAGGUAAUCUACAGUAUCUGUCAAAGUCUGCGUCAUAAAUGGCACCCUAGUCCCUUUGGUCUAAAGUAGUGCACUAUAAAGGGAAUAGGGUGCCAUUUCAGACGCAGCUAAAGUCGAGGAGGACUGGAGAACAUGGAAGUGCCAUUGAGAAUAAGCCUCCUUACACACACUUGUAUCCAUGUAUGUGCCCUCCAUCAGAUGACACAUGCACUGCUUCUGUGAGACCAAAGCGCGCCCUCUCUUAUGACCAACAGAAAGAGAAAGGCAAGUAAAUAGUGAGCUAACUCCCCAUCACAACAAAUGUUGUUUUUAUUCUAAAUGUUAAGCAGAAAAACCUGUACUUUGUUUAGAUAAAUAAGGGCCCUAACUGUGUGUCUGUCCCACAGCCAAACAAUAUGGCAGGAAUUUUAACUGCUGCUGGCAGGGAUUGCGUCAAAUCCCAACCCUGGAUACCUGUGCUCACCGUGCCAAUAGACUUCAGGUUCAACAAUCCAGUGAUGCGAAGAAGUGCCGUGCGGUGUUCACUGAGUGCUGUGAUUACAGCCUAAAGCUUCUCCAAACCAGUAAUGAUCAUGUCUUGGCACGUGUUGGUGAGUGCAUAUUUUGGAUGGCAAUCACAGCCCCUAUGAUUAAGUUGACACAAAACGUAUUCUUGUUAAUGUGAUAUUCCCUGCAUCCCAAUAAUCUAUCCUUUCUCCCAAAGUGUGCGUUUGUUUACUUCCUUUCAUGGAUUGGUAUAAGAAAUAUGAUACAAAUGCUUUUAAAUAUGUGCGAAGGUGGCACAAGUGCACACUUUAUGAGAAAGUAUAGAUUAUUGACACACACUGGUUGAAUCAAUGUUGUUUCAACGUAAUUUGUCAACGUAUUGUGACAAGGAAUCAACAUUGAAAAUAUAUUGGAUUUGAAAAAAGUAAUCAACCAGAACUGUUUUAAUCUCAUUUCAACCAGCGUUGUAAACAUAGAAAUUAGGGUAAAACUUAAACUUUAAUACAUUGACUUAACGUGACUAACAGGUUGUUACAUCAACCUAAUUUCAACAUAAUCAUCAGAACUAUGUAUACGUUGAAAUUGUGUUGAAAAUUUCACAUAGAAUUAUUUAUUUUUUAAAUCAUCCUAUACUCAAUAUAUUGGGUGGUUGAAAUUAUGUUGAAUUUCAUAUUUGAUUAUGUGACCCACCACCUGGAUUCGGUCCUAUUUAGCUAAAUUUGAAAUGGUGUAUUUUUCAUUGGAUAAAAGUAGAGAAUCCGAGCUAUAAAAUGGUAUAUCAUACACUGCAGUUUGUCACACUCUGGUUCUAGGACUUUUUGUGUUUAGUCAGGGUGUGUAGAUUUCCGUGUGUUGUGUACUGUGGGUAGUGUCUAGGUGUUCGCGUUCUAUGUUUGGUCAGUGACUCCCAAUCGGAGGUAACGAGUGUCAGCUGUCGGCUCGUUAUCUCUGAUUGGGAGCCAUAUUUAAAUGUCUGUGUUCACCUUGUGGUUGUGGGUUUUUGUUCAUUGUUCAGUAGUUGUCACUGAGGACUUCACGGAUCGUGUUUUGUUUUGUCGUGUGUUUCAAAAUUAAAAUCAUCAUGUUCACUCCCAACGCUGCGCUUUGGUCAUACUUCAUUGGCGAUCGUGACAGAAAAACCCACCACAACGAGACCAAGCAGCAGUUGGAUAACGAGUGGUGGAGCCAGAAGAGCGAAGGUUGGGAGAGGACUAUGGAGGCCUGGUCCACCGAGAGGAGAGACCCCCAGAAAAAAUUUUUGGGGGGGCUCACGACGUCGGGGCAGAAGGUGUACGGCCCGGAGGAGUGCAAGAGGUUGGCAGAUAUGGCCGCCAGUUUAAGGGGGCCACUGGUUACGAAGGGGAUGGAAAGUGUGGAGGCACGGCGAGAGGGACUGGGGGGUGUUUCCAGUCCGGUCCGGCCCGUUCCUGAUCCCCGUGUAGGGCCAGGGGUGUGUGUCCCCAGUGCGGUUCUGUCUGUCCCUGCUCAACGCACCAAGCCUACGGGGUGCGUCGCCAGCCCAGCUCGGCCUGUUCCUGCGCCCCGCACCAAGUCUGUGGUGCGUUUCGCCAGCCCAGCCCGGCCUGUCCCUGCUCAACGCACCGAGCCUACGGGGUGCGUCGUCAGCCCUGUCCAGCCAGAGCCGUCCGCCAGACAGGAUCAGCCAGAGCCUUCCGCCAGACAGGAUCAGCCAGAGCCUUCCGCCAGCCAUGAGCAGCCAGAUCCUUCCGCCAGCCAUGAGCAGCCAGAUCCGUCAGCCAGCCAUGAGCAGCCAGAUCCAUCAGCCAUCCAUGAGCAGCCAGAUCCGUCAGCCAGCCAUGAGCAGCCAGAUCCGUCAGCCAGCCAUGAGCCGUCCAGCCAGGAUCCGCCAGAGCCGUCCAGCCAGGAUCCGCCAGAGCCGUCCAGCCAGGAUCCGCCAGAGCCGUCCAGCCGGGAUCCGCCAGAGCCGUCCAGCCGGGAUCCGCCAGAGCCUUCCAGCCGGGAUCCGCCAGAGCCUUCCAGCCGGGAUCCGCCAGAGCCGUCCAGCCGGGAUCCGCCAGAGCCGUCCAGCCGGGAUCCGCCAGAGCCGUCCAGCCGGGAUCCGCCAGAGCCGUCCAGCCGGGAUCCGCCAGAGCCGUCCAGCCGGGAUCCGCCAGAGCCGUCCAGCCAGGAUUCACGCGCCAGGCCAGGGGCGCGUGUCGUCAGUCCGGUUCCGGCCGGCGGGGCUGGGCAGGACCGGGGGUACUUUGGGGGGUUGGAGAGGAAGUGGGGAGGAAGCCCGGAGCCGGAGCCGCCGCCGAGGAGGAAUGCCCACCCAGCCCUCCCCUGUUUGCUUGUAGUUAGGCGCGGUCGCAGUCCGCGCCUUUGGGGGGGGGGUACUGUCACACUCUGGUUCUAGGACUUUUUGUGUUUAGUCAGGGUGUGUAGAUUUCCGUGUGUUGUGUACUGUGGGUAGUGUCUAGGUGUUCGCGUUCUAUGUUUGGUCAGUGACUCCCAAUCGGAGGUAACGAGUGUCAGCUGUCGGCUCGUUAUCUCUGAUUGGGAGCCAUAUUUAAAUGUCUGUGUUCACCUUGUGGUUGUGGGUUUUUGUUCAUUGUUCAGUAGUUGUCACUGAGGACUUCACGGAUCGUGUUUUGUUUUGUCGUGUGUUUCAAAAUUAAAAUCAUCAUGUUCACUCCCAACGCUGCGCUUUGGUCAUACUUCAUUGGCGAUCGUGACACAGUUGAGGAACAAUGAGAGAGUACAGUGAAGGAAAAAAGUAUUUGAUCCCCUGCUGAUUUUGUACGUUUGCCCACUUACAAAGAAAUUAUCAGUCUAUAAUUUUAAUGGUAGGUUUAUUUGAACAGUGAGAGACAGAAUAACAACAACAAAAUCCAGAAAAACGCAUGUCAAAAAUGUUAUAAAUUGAUUUGCAUUUUAAUGAGGGAAAUAAGUAUUUGACCCCCUCUCAAUCAGAAAGAUUUCUGGCUCCCAGGUGUCUUUUAUACAGGUAACGAGCUGAGAUUAGGAGCCCACUCUUAAAGGGAGUGCUCCUAAUCUCAGCUUGUUACCUGUAUAAAAGACACCUGUCCACAGAAGCAAUCAAUCAAUCAGAUUCCAAACUCUCCACCAUGGCCAAGACCAAAGAGCUCUCCAAGGAUGUCAGGGACAAGAUUGGAAUGGGCUACAAGACCAUCGCCAAGCAGCUUGGUGAGAAGGUGACAACAGUUGGUGCGAUUAUUCGCAAAUGGAAGAAACACAAAAUAACUGUCAAUCUCCCUGGGGCUCCAUGCAAGAUCUCACCUCGUGGAGUUGCAAUGAUCAUGAGAACGGUGAGGAAUCAGCCCAGAACUACACGGGAGGAUCUUGUCAAUGAUCUCAAGGAGGCUGGGACCAUAGUCACCAAGAAAACAAUUGGUAACACACUACGCCGUGAAGGAAUGAAAUCCUGCAGCGCCCGCAAGGUCCCCCUGCUCAAGAAAGCACAUAUACAGGCCCGUCUGAAGUUUGCCAAUGAACAUCUGAAUGAUUCAGAGGAGAACUGGGUGAAAGUGUUGUGGUCAGAUGAGACCAAAAUCGAGCUCUUUAGCAUCAACUCAACUCGCCGUGUUUGGAGGAGGAGGAAUGCUGCCUAUGACCCCAAGAACACCAUCCCCACCAUCAAACAUGGAGGUGGAAACAUUAUGCUUUGGGGGUGUUUUUCUGCUAAGGGGACAGGACAACUUCACCACAUCAAAAGGACGAUGGACGGCGCCAUGUACCGUCAAAUCUUGGGUGAGAACCUCCUUCCCUCAGCCAGGGCAUUGAAAAUGGGUCGUGGAUGGGUAUUCCAGCAUGACAAUGACCCAAAACACACGGCCAAGGCAACAAAGGAGUGGCUCAAGAAGAAGCACAUUAAGGUCCUGGAGUGGCCUAGCCAGUCUCCAGACCUUAAUCCCAUAGAAAAUCUGUGGAGGGAGCUGAAGGUUCGAGUUGCCAAACGUCAGCCUCGAAACCUUAAUGACUUGGAGAAGAUCUGCAAAGAGGAGUGGGACAAAAUCCCUCCUGAGAUGUGUGCAAACCUGGUGGCCAACUACAAGAAACAUCUGACCUCUGUGAUUGCCAACAAGGGUUUUGCCACCAAGUACUAAGUCAUGUUUUGCAGAGGGGUCAAAUACUUAUUUCCCUCAUUAAAAUGCAAAUCAAUUUAUAAUAUUUUUGACAUGCGUUUUUUCUGGAUUUUUUUGUUGUUAUUCUGUCUCUCACUGUUCAAAUAAACCUACCAUUAAAAUUAUAGACUGAUCAUUUCUUUGUCAGUGGGCAAACGUACAAAAUCAGCAGGGGAUCAAAUACUUUUUUCCCUCACUGUAAUUCUGCUUUGAAAGUUGAUAAACUUUCAACCCCACUUUUGAGAAAAUGGCCCGUGAAUAUUUUGGUACACCUACUGGAGAGUUCAUCUUUGUCUAUACCCAUUCAGCAUCGUUCACACCCUCUUAAGCCUUAGCACCACCCAUCUCUUUAAGGAUUCACAGUGUGGUAAACAACCAAAGAUUGCAAGACUAAAAGUGGUGAAAGUAGUAGCAAAAAGUAGUAGUAAAAAUAAACGUUAUCUAGUCCUUGACCUAUAUCCUAAUCUGACUUUGGUGCAGGUCAUGUUGUUCUUCACAUUACCGUCUCUAGUAGACACACACUUUAUCAAAUAAAAUCUAUGUUUAUUUGUCACAUGCACAGGAUUCAGAAGGUGUAAAUGGUACAGUUAAAUGGUUACUUGCAUAGUAGAGUAUUUUGUUUAGUAAUUUAGCUAGCUAGCUAGCUAGCUAAACAAUUAACCAUAAUCCCAACUCUAAUGCCGCGUUCAAAACAACUGGGAACUCCGAUAAAAAACAAACUCCGACUGGGAAAAAUCGCUUUCAACGGUCAUCCAACUUGGAAUUCCAACUCGGGAACUCUGACCUCUUUCUAGAGCUCCUACACAGAUCAUACACGUAACGUUAGCUAGCGAGGCAGCCAGCUAACGUUUGCUAGCUAGCUAACAGUACGCUUUAACUUGCAAUGAAAACAACUUUCUGACAAUAUUAGAAACUUAUAAUAUUUGAAAAUGUAGCUAGACACUUACCCGUAUACAUGGAUGAACGUUUCUCCCUCUGUCAUGGAUGCCAUGGUUGCCCUUAGUUUGAAGAUGUAAUCCGGAGACAGGUGUUUUAUACAACAGCCUUCUUUCUGUGUUCUUUUUUUGGACUCUCCACAUUUGGCAAUCAUCUCUCUGCAUCCACCGGGCAUUCCACUGAUUUCAAAACCCAGUCAACUUCUUCCGUGACAAUGACACCGUUUCUUCCCCACCAUUGUCAUCAGAAGACUCUACAAUGUCUGGUUCAAUGAAAAUGUUUUUACAUAAAUCAGGGAUUUCCUCAUUGUCUGAUUCAUUUUCAGUCAGAAAGAGUCAGCAUGGCACGAUCAUCCUCCAGAAAGUAGUCCAUCAGAACAUUUUCCCACUGAGCUUUGUCGAUAGCGCUAUUAACUUCAGGGAAGCAAUGUUGAGAGCAGUAGCAAAACUUUUUCAGUUCUUUAUGAUAUAUUUUUUUUAAAGCUGCGUUAGACAGGAUUAUCCACACAUACUUAGCAGCUCAUGUUAUAGCCAAAAGCAUGCUCCAAACUCAUCUCUCGGCAUGUCCAGCCCAUCCAUUAUCUCAGCCAAUCAUGGAUAGCAGGAAGGUUCCUGUAUUUUUCCCUGGCUAAACCAACUAGGCUCGUUAUUUAACAAUUGUAUUCGUAUUUACAGAUGGCAUACAAGUUUGUUAUUAAGGCAUAUGAAAGUUAAUAUGUUUCAGAAGGCAAUUCUGCCCAAAACUGUAUUUUGAUUAUUAAUUUUUUUACGUUCAAAUGCCUCUCCUGUGAAGUAGUGACGUGCGACAUACACCUAGUUUCUUGAAACUGGUCACACAUUUGAUUUGCCCUUUCAAUGUUGAUAGUAAAAUGUUUUUUUUAAAUCCAUGUCAUUGUUUCAACGUCAACCUUGAAAUAUAAUGUGAAGCCACAGUCCAACGAUUCCUGCCUGGACAUUGACUCCUACUGGUAUAUGAGAGGUAAUGCACUUCAGUGAGAACUAUGUACUCUGCUUAACUUUGGAAACAAGCAGUGUUCGAUUCAGCUGAGCUAUCAUGUCAACACAUUUAGACAUUGAUCAGCUUCCACACUAAUUUGCGUACACUACAUAAAUAACAUUGAAUAGUUGAAAGUAACUCCUCAAACUUUUCUUACACAAGCUGUAUGUGAAAGUUAAUUCGGAGUGAUUCCAUAUCACAAUACAUUGACAAAUUACGUUGAAACAACGUUGAUUCAACCAGUGUGUGCCCAGUGGGUAGUCCCUGUUCUGGUCCUGUGCAUUUUGUUGUGGUCCUAUUCUGGUUCACAAUGGUCCUGGAGGGCAGGGAGCUCCAUUGUAUCAUCAGCAAACUUAAUGAUGGUGUUGGAGUUGCAGGUGAACAGGGAGUACAGGAGGGGACUAAGCAGGCAUCCCUGAGGGGCCCCCGUGUUGAGGGUCAGCGUAGUUGUGUUUUAACUUACAAUCCCUGCUUUUUCUAUGCAGAGAUGGCUAUUCUCUUUGACCUGAUGCCCACUCAGAUACGCAGCUACUUCCCAGAGAGCUGGCUAUGGGAAGUACAACCAGUCAGGUGAGAAAAACAAAGGUUCUUGGCAUAGCAUAGAAUCAAAAUGAAUUUAAUUAACUUAAAAAUAUAAACACACUGUAAAUGCAAUAUAUCUUCUUACCCGGAAGAGAUGUAAUAUAUGGAACAUUAAGGUUGACAAUUCAUGCAAAGUAAGUUACUUGAGAGACAAUACUGAAAGACAGAUUUAACAUGUGUAUUCUCUAUGUUCAUUGAAUGUACUGUUAUCUAACCAUGUCUAAAAGGGGAGUGUGCUAGCCCAGUGGCCCUUGUGUCUUGGUUGACCUGAGGCCAAGUAAGUGUGUUACUGUUGUAAUCAACCAGGUCAGGGCAGAUGACCUUGAAAAGAAAUCUCCCAGACUCUCUGACCACUUGGGAGAUUAAAGCUGUUGGCGUGUUCAAGGAGGGUAAGUUGGUGAACAAACACUGACGCCUAGCACCACCCACAGGAGAAAUGUGGUACAUUUACCACAGUCAUUCAACACACCAAGCCACUAUACAUAGAAAUCUUGUUUAUUUUUUCAUCCAUAUAACAGCAACUAUCUUUGCUGGAGUCCUUAGCCACUGUUCUACACAAUCAGUUGUACCCCUUUCACACAUCGUGCCAACCCGAACCGUACCAUGCAGGCUCUGGUAUUUUGUCUACACAUUGUCCUUUCCAGCACAGUACCAGAAACGAUGGUAGUUGUCAUAGCCGAGGGAAGUAGGGGUGCUGUGGGUGAUGCAGCCCCUGAUAGAUCACUAUAUAUAUAUAUAUAUAUAUAUAUAUAUAUAUAUAUAUAUAUAUAUAUAUAUAUAUAUAUAUAUAUAUAUAUAUAUAAAUUGUGCUCUAGGCCUUCAUCACUCCUGUAGCACUCCUGUAUGAGCUACAUGGCCCCCCGCUGCCAUUGUAGUUGUGUAGACAGGCCAGCAAAGCUUGGCUCAAAACAGUAAUGUGAAUCAACCCUUGGUCACCACAGUUUUGUUGUUAAUGUUUUUCUCAUUCUUCCCAGGGCGCUCAGGGAUCUGCGUGGCGGACCCCAUCAAGGUCCCAGUUACUCAGGCAGUGAGUGUAGAUGUGCCCCUGCCCUAUUCCAUGGUGCGUGGAGAGCAGAUCGAGCUGCGAGGCUCCGUCUAUAACCAGGCAGAAGAAAAUAUUAAGGUGAGGCCAGUAAAAGAGGUUCUAUUGAAAUGCAUUGGAAAUUAAAAAAUUAAACCUGUCAUUAUUUAUGUCAUUAGGAUUGAAAACGUUUAUCAUAUAAUGCAUAUUUUGAGGAAUUUAUGAUGUGCUUGAAGUGGAAUGAAAUAAGUGCCAGUACUUAUUUUGGGUGCCGGUACUCAUCAUAUUUUUUGUUAAGCCAAUAUUCUAUAAGAGGUGACGGUACUCAAGCAGUCAAAAAUGGAGUUGCUGGUAUUCAGUACUGGUGCAUACCUGCCCAUUUUAAGCACUGAUUUACUUACAUCUUACUGCUUCCAUUCUUCUUUCUGUCUGUAUCAUCCAUGGCUAGUAUUGUGUAACUCUGACCGCUGGGCCAGGAGUGUGCCUGUUCCAAGGGAAACCAACGAAAGAUGACGGCAUAAAGACUACCAGCUGUGACAAGACCACUCUGUUGGAAAGCGGCUCAGUUGGUCUUGUCACCUUCACUCUCAUGGCCUUAGAAGUGGGGAGUCACACUCUCACAUUCACCUUGCGCACUGACAAGUCGACGCUCAACGACCAAAUUGUCAAGACGAUCCGUGUAGUGGUAAGCUCAUAGACAACUAGUUCAACUGCUGCUACUUCAGCACUUAACUCUACUAGAACGAGCGUCAUCCCCACCAUUAUACAGUUGCGAACCCUCUGGUAUUAUUGAGGAUAUGACAAAACAAAAGGGGUGAUGAUGAGGCAAAAUGGAAAUGACACAAAAUGCAUCAUCAUCACACUUUUAGAUUUUUACUAAGUGCUCUAUCUUGAAAACUGAUGACAUGCAAACAUUUGUUGGACUGCAUCGACAAUAGAGGACCAAUUUUUAAAAAAUAACGUUUUUUUUUUUUUCAGUAAACUAUCUCUUUAACAUCUUUGCAACUACUUAAUGAAUAUUGUGAUUACAUACACAAUAUUUUCAGUAUAUUAUGUGCAGUAUAUGACAGUCUGAUGUUUUAAGAGCUGUGUAUUAUCUGUCUUUUCACCAGCCUGAAGGCAUCAGGACCGAGGACCUCAGUGCAGGAACACUGGACCCACAAGGUCUUUAUGGUAUGGGCUCAAUGCUAUUUCACAUUAGUGCUGGGACACAACAUCGGCAGUAUGUGUAUUGGUUGGACUCCCUGAGUUGUGCAUCGUUUUGGUGUGUGGUGAAGAAAAAUAACCCUACCACAAUAUAUAUAAAAACUUUUCCUGUCAACAAAGGCAUAUGUAUAAUCUCUAAUAAUCUCCAUUAUUAUGAGCCGUCCUCCCCUCACCAGCCUCCUGUGGAUCAUCUCUCCUAAACAAUAAAUAUGCCCUCUGUAAUGCUGGGCUGUCUUUUCUGGGAAAAACAAAACAAAUGGAUGAACAAAGCAUUCCAUUGGAUGCACAUGCUCCACACAUAGACAUUAGAGUUGUUGAUCAUUGUUGAUAUCAUUUCUCCUAACUGCUGAUGUAUGUUCUGUGUUGUGUGUAUCAGGCCCCUCCAGCAGGAAGGUAGAAUUCAGUAAUAACAUUCCUUCACAACUGGUGCCUAAGACCUCUGUGGAACGUCUCCUUAUUAUUAAUGGUAUUCUAUUCUAUUUGAUUCUAUUCUAGUGUAAUGAUAUGGUAUGCUACAGAGGUUGCCCUGUGAUAUCUAUUUGUUUUCUCAAACGUGGUAGAACUUCACCAGCAGAAAUGAUACAAAUGUGUAUAAUUUCUGAAACUGUACAAUAUCAAAUGAUUGAUCAUGACUUUUAGUUCAUAUCAAUAAGUUGUGCCGUAUGAUUUGUGAAUUGCACCACAGUUGCUCUUUAUUUGGCCUAAAUGAAUUGUAGAAAUCGUAAUCUCUUAGCCUAAUCUUACCUCAUUAUCAUAAUCUUUGUUAUUGUAUCUAAUUGUUGUCACUCCUUCAUUUUCCUCCCUCUCCAUCUUGCAUUUAAAUGAGCCUGUAUCCUCCUCACCAUGUCUUUUAGGUGAGAUUUUGGGAGAGGUGCUGGCUAUCUUGAACAACCCCGAUGGCCUGCGCCAGCUUGUCAAACUACCCAGAGGCUCCGCUGAGGGCGAGAUCAUGAGAGUCCUCCCCAUCUACUUUGUCUACCACUACCUGGAGACCGCGGGCCGUUGGGACAUCAUGGGCCCCGAGAAACACAACAGUCCCCUGGAACUUAAGGGGAAGAUCAGAGAGGGUGUGAGAUUCAAUCUGAUUGUGUACUCUUAUUUUUACUAUUAUUUUUUUUUUUACACUUAUUGUUUCUCUAAAAUACAAAUGUGAACACAACAUUACAUUACCUAUUACAUUACCUAUCCUGUUCUACAGGAACAUGUUGUUUUGAAUCCCUUGUUGCUUCUAUGUUGCUCCUUUGUUUGCCAAGUCCUCCUUGCAAAAAAGUUUCCUAACUUCAACAUUUGGUUAAACAAAGGUUCAAUAGAAUUGUAAUAUUUUUGUUUCUUGAUCUUUGAAUUGGUGUUGCUCAAUUGUGUUUUUUUGUUCUGUAUCGUUAAGGCAUCACAAGCAUCAUGUCUUUUAAGAGGCCUCGUGAAUUUAGUUACAGCAUGUGGAAGGACAAAGAGCCUAGUACAUGGUGAGUCUGCUGCUUGGUAUAGGGUUGUACAGACAGAUUCUGGUCCAAUACUGUGUGCUGUAGCCAACUCCUCUAUCAUUGUCAUGCCACAGGCAGCCAGUCCAAUUAGUGGAAAACAUUUAAGAAUUGGGCUGCCUGUGUAAAUGUAGGCAAAGAUGAUGUUUUGUCAUCUUUCUGUUGUGCUUCUUGCUGCCAGUCAGCACAUAUAUACAGUAUGGGCCAACAGCCAGGCUAGAGGAAACUCAGGGCGCUGUGUCAUGCACCUUACCUUGUUGUCUUGUUGUGUGACCGACUCUCCUGUAGGUUAACAGCUCUUGUGGUGAAGACUUUGGGACAGAUGGACAAAUACGUCAAAGUAGACAGUCACAUGUUGUCUAACUCCAUCUCCUGGCUGAUCGACAAGGCUCAAAAUGAGGAUGGUUCCUUCCGUGAAUUCACCACCUGUCCCAGAGUACAGGGUGCAGGUGUAGAUGCCGUGGAUCAAUCAGUCUUCUUGACAUCCUUCGUCAUGAUUGGAAUCAAGACCGCCAUAGAGGUGGAAAACUGUGGCUUGCUGGUGAGGCUAUAGCAAGUGUGGAAGUAGGCUAUCAAAUAUAGGCUCUAAUCUAUUUGUAAGUCGCUCUGGAUAAGAGCGUCUGCUAAAUGACGUAAAUGUAAAUGUAAUAUUUUCAGUAUCAUGUGGUAACCUAGACCUGUGUGAUUAUCCUCAGGAGUUUAGUGAGGCUCUGAAACGUGCUGCAGUCUACAUCUCUGAUCAUGCUCCCCGGGUGAAAAGCCUGUAUGCAAGAGCUGUGGCUGCUUAUGCUCUCACACUGGACGACAGGAACAGCAUGCAAUCCGUGUUCCUGUAUGAUAGCCUUGAGAAGCAAGCCAGGGAAGGAGGUACGAAGUGAUAUGGAAUCUGAGGCGAAAGUUACUGGAUACAAUCUAGAAUUCAAUGUAGAACAUACUGUAGCUCCGAAUUAUCAGUAUAAUCUUGUGACGUCUGUACUCUUGUGUCUCCUUGUGAAGAAGAACCAGUGAAAUAUCGCUACUGGCGUGAGAAAGACGCCAGUGUGAACCCGCUAAAGCCUGACAAGGCAUCGGCCCAGACCGUGGAGACCACCUCCUACGUCCUACUCACAGCCUUGAUCAAAGGCAAACACAGCUACGCCCAGCCCAUCAUCAACUGGCUGACCCAGGACCAGCGCUACGGAGGGGGCUUUCACUCAACUCAGGUUCCAUAGCAAUACUAACACAGACCUGGUAUCAGAUAGUAUUUAAUUUACUUUCAAAUACUUUGAGCGUUGGAUUGAGCCUGCCUGUACGAAGUGUAAGAUGGGCAGGGUUUGAAUGUUAGGGACUAUUCCAUUGGUUACAUUGCGCUAGACCGGCUCAAUCAAGCGCAGUUAAAGUAUUUGAAAGAAAACUAUUUGAACCCAGGUCUCACAAUACAUAAUAUGACAUGUACAUUAUAGCCUGCUGCCAAGGGUUCCAGCCCUAAAUGACAAAUGAAAACAUACCUGUGUUGAAUCCUAUGACCUAGCUACAGUGAGCUCCAAAAGUAUUGGGACAGUGACAAUUGUUUUGUUGUUUUGGCUCUGUACUCCAGCACUUUGGAUUUGAAAUGAUACAAUGACUAUGAGGUUAAAGUGCAGACUGUCAGCUUUAAGUUGUGGGUAUUUUCAUCCAUAUCGGGUGAACCGUUUAGAAAUUACAGCACUUUCUGUACAUAGUCCCCCCAUUUUAGGGGACCAAAAGUGUUGAGACUCAUUAACUGAUAUGUUUAUUAAAGUAGUCCAAAGUUUAGUAUUUGGUCCCAUAUUCCUAGCACGCAAUGAUUACAUCAAGCUUGUGAGUGUUCAAACUUGUUGGAUGCAUUUGCUGUUUGUUUUGUUUGUGUUUCAGAUUAUUAUGUUCCCAAUAGAAAUUAAUUGUAAAUAAUGUAUUGUCAUUUUGGAGCCACCUUUUUACAUUUUUCAUUUGAGUCAUUUAGCAGACGCUCUUAUCCAGAGCGACUUACAGUUAGUGAGUGCAUACAUUAUUUUUUUAUUUUUCAUACUGGCCCCCCGUGGGAAUCGAACCCACAACCCUGGCGUUGCAAACGCCAUGCUCUACCAACUGAGCUACAUCCCUGCCGGCCAUUCCCUCCCCUACCCUGGAUGACGCUGGGCCAAUUGUGCGCCACCCCAUGUGUCUCCCGGUUGCGGCCGGCUACGACAGAGCCUUAUUGUAAAUAAGAACAGAAUAUGUUUCUAAACACUUCUACAUGUGUGGUCCUCUGUAGCUCAAUUGGUAGAGCAUGGCGCGUGUAACGCCAGGGUAGUGGGUUUGAUCCCCGGGACUACCCAUACCUAAUAAUGUAUGCACACAUGACUGUAAGUCGCUUUGGAUAAAAGCGUCUGCUAAAUGGCUUAUUAUUAUUAUUACAUGAAUGUGGAUGCUAUCUUGAUUAUGGAUAAUCCUGACUGAAUCGUGAAUAAUGAUGAGUGAAAAAGUUAGAGGCAUAAAUAUCAUAUCCCGCCCAAAAAUGCUAACCUCCCAUUUUACUGUAAUGGUGAGAGGUUAGCAUGUCUUGGGGGUAUGAUAUUUGUGCAUCUGUAACUUUCUCACGUAUCAUUAUUCACAAUUCAUUCAGGAUUAUCCAUAAACAUCGUAGCAUCCACAUUCAUGUAGAAGUGUUUAGAAACAUAUUCUAUUCUUAUUUACAAUAAAAGUGGCUCCAAAAUGACACAAUACAUUAUUUACCAUUAAUUUCUAUUGGGAACAUAAUAAUCUGAAACACAACCAAAACAAACAGCAAAUGCAUCCAACAAGUUUGUAGAGUCAGAAGCUUGAUGUAAUCAUUGCGUGCUAGGAAUAUGGGACCAAAUACUAAACUUUUUACUACAUUAUUAAACAUAUAAGUUAAUUAGUCCCAAUACUUUAGUCAAAUCCAAAGUGCUGGAGUACAGAGCCAAAAAUAAUAAUAAUGUGUCACUGUCCCAAUACUUAGAGCUCACCAUAUAUAUAAUAUUUAUGGGAUAAUCAACGAGGGGCAAUGCAUUCUAUGGAAAAUAAUGCAUGAAGUGGAAGGUGUGUGCCACUUACCUUCCACCGAGUUGCAUUAUUUUCCAGAGAAUGCAUAGAGCCCCAAGUUGAUUAUCCCGCUUAUCCUAAGGCUAUUAUUUGCUGAUAGAAAUGUGUUCAACAUCCACUGAAGUACAGUGGGGGAAAAAUGUAUUUAGUCAGCUACCAAUUGUGAAAGUUCUCCCACUUAAAAAGAUGAGAGAGGCCUGUAAUUUUCAUCAUAGGUACACGUCAACUAUGACAGACAAAAUGUACGUCCAGAAAAUCACAUUGUAGGAUUUUUAAUGAAUUUAUUUGCAAAUUAUGGUGGAAAAUAAGUAUUUGGUCAAUAACAAAAGUUUCUCAAUACUUUGUUAUAUACCCUUUGUUGGCAAUGACACAGGUCAAACGUUUUCUGUAAGUCUUCACAAGGUUUUCACACACUGUUGCUGGUAUUUUGGCCCAUUCCUCCAUGCAGAUCUCCUCUAGAGCAGUUUUGUUUUGGGGCUGUCGCUGGGCAACACGGACUUUCAACUCCCUCCAAAGAUUUUCUAUGGGGUUGAGAUCUGGAGACUGGCUAGGCCACUCCAGGACCUUGAAAUGCUUCUUACGAAGCCACUCCUUCCGAAGCCACUCCUUCGUUGCCCGGGCGGUGUGUUUGGGAUCAUUGUCAUGCUGAAAGACCCAGCCACGUUUCAUCUUCAAUGCCCUUGCUGAUGGAAGGAGGUUUUCACUCAAAAUCUCACGAUACAUGGCCCCAUUCAUUCUUUCCUUUACACGGAUCAGUCGUCCUGGUCCCUUUGCAGAAAAACAGCCCCAAAGCAUGAUGUUUCCACCCCCAUGCUUCACAGUAGGUAUGGUGUUCUUUGGAUGCAACUCAGCAUUCUUUGUCCUCCAAACACGACGAGUUGAGUUUUUACCAAAAAGUUCUAUUUUGGUUUCAUCUGACCAUAUGACAUUCUCCCAAUCCUCUUCUGGAUCAUCCAAAUAAACUCUAGCAAACUUCAGACGGGCCUGGACAUGUACUGGCUUAAGCAGGGGGACACGUCUCGCACUGCAGGAUUUGAGUCCCUGGCAGUGUAGUGUGUUACUGAUGGUAGGCUUUGUUACUUUGGUCCCAGCUCUUUGCAGGUCAUUCACUAGGUCCCCCCGUGUGGUUCUGGGAUUUUUGCUCACCUUUCUUGUGAUCAUUUUGACCCCACGGGGUGAGAUCUUGCGUGGAGCCCCAGAUCGAGGGAGAUUAUCAGUGGUCUUGUAUGUCUUCCAUUUCCUAAUAAUUGCUCCCACAGUUGAUUUCUUCAAACCAAGCUGCUUACCUAUUGCAGAUUCAGUCUUCCCAGCCUGGUGCAGGUCUACAAUUUUGUUUCUGGUGUCCUUUGACAGCUCUUUGGUCUUGGCCAUAGUGGAGUUUGGAGUGUGACUGUUUGAGGUUGUGGACAUGUGUCUUUUAUACUGAUAACAAGUUCAAACAGGUGCCAUUAAUACAGGUAACGAGUGGAGGACAGAGGAGCCUCUUAAAGAAGUUACAGGUCUGUGAGAGCCAGAAAUCUUGCUUGUUUGUAGGUGACCAAAUACUUAUUUUCCACCAUAAUUUGCAAAUAAAUUCAUUAAAAAUCCUACAAUGUGAUUUUCUGGAGAAAAAAAAUCUCAAUUUGUCUGUCAUAGUUGACGUGUAUCUAUGAUAAAAAUUACAGGCCUCUCUCAUCUUUUUAAGUGGGAGAACUUGCACAAUUGGUGGCUGACUAAAUACUUUUUUCCCCCACUGUAUGUGUUAAAAUAUAGCUGUGGUGUAAGUCGGAUAAUCAACUCAUGGCUCUAUGCGUUCUCUGGAAAAUAAUGCAACUCUGUGGAAGGCUAGUGUCAAUCUGCUAACUCGUCGAGGCUAGUGGUGCACGACUACAGGAUUUUUGCAGGCGACUCCGGCUCCUGUGGUUGGAGUCGACUCUUGCUCGACUCCCAAAACAAGCUGAAACGGAUGUGCACACACAUACAAACUGCCUCAUUAUUGCAGUCCUACUAGGAAGACUGCAUUUGCGCUCUAGAGCAGGGUUUCCCAAACUCAGUCCUGGGGCCCCCCUGGCUGCAUGUUUUGAUGUUUGCCCUAGCACUACACAGCUGAUUCAAAUAAUCAAAGCAAGAUGGUAUUUCUGCUGUGCGCAGCCUUGACAGAUCUCAUGGGAAGAUGCCGUGCACUCUACGCUGAUAAGCCUAUUCUUUGCCAUGUUAUAGGCCUAUUCAGACGGGUAUUACUAGAGACGUUGGUUAUGUAAUUAUUAUCCAAGCAUGAGCGUUAUUCCAGAGGAAUAGCGCACAUGUUAUGUAAUUAUUCUUUCAAAUUUAAUUUACUCUUAUGACAGAAGCCUGGAGGUUUUAUUCUAGGCAUGAAGAUAUUUCAAAGUCAUAUCUAAAAAAUAAAAGGCUACAUUGAUAACUCGUGCUUGGCUGCCAAAUGUAUAGGCGUCCCCAUAAUAUUUAAAGUGAACUUGCGGGGAUGCCCUGCUUUGCAUUCUAUUGCCUAGGACAGGGCUCUACAACCCUGUUUGUGGAGAGCUACCAUCCUGUAGGUUUUCACUCCAACCCUAAUCUAGCGCAUCUGAUUCAAUAAUUAGCUGGUUGAUCAACUGAAUCAGGUUAUUUACAACUGGGGUUGGAGCGAAGACCUACAUGAAGGUAGCUCUCCAGGAACAGGGUUGGAGAGCCCUGACCUAGGACAUCAACAGCCAGCCAGGGUUUCAUUAAAUAAGUUAUAGGCACAAUACCUUUUAUUGCAUUUGGCGAUGUUCAACUUCAAAUCACUGGCACUAUAAGGAAAAGCUAUACUCAUUGAUAGCCUAAUAUAUACUUUCAGUGAAUUUAUGAGGCAUUGCGAGAUACAGAUUACCAAGAUAUAGCCUAUGCGCAUGGUUCCGACUGUCUGCCUGCCCCGAUUCUCUCUUUCCCUGCCUGACUCGCCUGCUCUUUCUCUUCGCUAUGAAAAACAUUAGCGUAUGUCUGGUCUUCGGUCUGUUGCGUGUAGAAUAGCUCAGCCUACUCAUUGAUAGCCCCUACUUUAGUGAACUUGCAUGAGACAUUGCAAGCCAAGAAAUUGAGAGAUACAGCAUUGCGAAAGCCUAUACUGUCGUGUAUUGAUGUGACAUACUGAUAUAUGACGUCAGUAAAGGAAUGUGGGGCUUGUUACACGGACAGUGAUUGUCAGGAUGUCAGUGUAAUGCGGUAGGACGAAGUCAGGCGCAGGACACAGAGCUAAUCGAAAACGUACUUUACUCGUAGGUAACGUCAAAUAACAUAACCUCCAUGCAGGGAGGAAACACACCGGCUCACCAGACGACAACCAAACAUGAACAAACACGCACAACAUACAGUGGAAGCCAAAGGGUUAAAUAGGGCAGUGAUCAAUGAUAAUGGGAAACAGGUGUGAACAAUCAAGACAAGACAAGUAGAACACCGAAACAUAGAUCGGUAGCAGCUAGUACUCCGGUGACGACGAACGCCGAAGCCUGCCCCCCCACCCCCCUUGACAGCCAGGAGGACGCGGCGCAGGGCGAGUCGGACGACGACGGUGGAAAUCCCUCAACAUGGAGGGAUCGAGGAUGUCCCUUCUAGGGACCCAGCACCGUUCCUCCGGACCGUACCCCUCCCACUCCACGAGAUACUGCAGGCCCCCCACCCGACGCCUCGAAUCCAGGAUGGAACAGACCGAGUACGCCGGUGCCCCCUCGAUGUCCAGUGGGGGCGGAGGAACCUCCCGUACCUCAGACUCCUGGAGUGGACCAGCUACCACCGGCCUGAGGAGAGACACGUGGAACGAGGGGUUAAUACUGUAAUUCAGAGGAAGCUGUAACCUAUAACAAACCUCCUCAGGACUUUAAAUGGCCCCACAAACCGCCGACCCAGCUUCCGGCAGGGUAGGCGAAGGGGCAGGUUUCGGGUCGAGAGUCAGACCCGGUCCCCCGGUGCAUACACCGGGGCCUCACUGCGGUGGCGGUCGGCGCUCGCCUUUUGUCGCCUGAUGGCCCGCUGCAGGCCUACAUGGGCAGCGUUCCAGGUCUCUUCCGAGCGCCGAAACCACUCAUCCACCGCAGGAGCCUCGAUCUGGCUCUGAUGCCAAGGUGCCAGGAUGACAUGUGAGCCCAAUAGAUUAAUCGAUUGCGAACCUCGAGCGGCACGUACAUACGACCCUCUGGACACUGGGGGGGGAGUGGGCUCGGUACGUAACGCCUGCUCGAUGUCCGCAUCAACCUCCCACACCACCGGUGCCACCAGACACGACGCCGGAAGUAUGGGAGUGGGCUCAAUGGACCUCUCCUCUGUGUCAUACAGUCGGGACAGGGCGUCUGCCUUAUCGUUCUGGGAACCUGGUCUGUAAGUAAGCGUAAACACAAAACGAGUAAAGAACAUGGCCCACCUUGCCUGGUGAGGGUUCAAUCUCCUCGCCGCCCGGAUGUACUCCAGAUUGCGAUGGUCAGUCAAAAUGAGAAAAGGGUGUUUAGCCCCUUCAAGCCAAUGCCUCCACACUUUCAGGGCCUGGACCACAGCUAACAGCUCCCGGUCCCCCACAUCAUAGUUGCGCUCCGCCGGACUGAGCUUCUUAGAAAAGAAAGCACAGGGGCGGAGCUUUGGUGGCGUAACCGAGCGCUGAGACAGUACAGCUCCUAUCCCAGCCUCGGACGUGUCCACCUCAACCUGGAAUGCUAAGGAGGUAUCUGAAUGAGCCAGUACUGGAGCCGAGGUAAACAGGUCCUUCAGAUGACCAAAAGCCCUGUCCGCUCAGCUGACCACUGCAGUCGCACCGGUCCCCCCUUCAGCAAGGAAGUAAUGGGAGCCGCUACCUGACCAAAGCCCCGGAUAAACCUCCGGUAGUAGUUGGCAAAACCCAAAAAUUGCUGCACCUCCUUCAACGUGGUUGGAGUAGGCCAAUUACGCACGGCCGAAAUGCGGUCAAUCUCCAUCUCCACCCCUGACGCAGACAGGCGGUGCCCUAGGAAGGAGAUGGACUCUUGGAAGAACAGACAUUUCUCUGCCUUUACAUACAGGUCAUGCUCCAACAGUUGACCAAGCACUUUACGCACCAGGGACACACCGUGUAGCGGAGUAUAUGAGAAUGUCAUCAAUAUACACCACUACACCCUGUCCGUGCAGGUCCCUGAAAAUCUCACUAACAAAUGAUUGGAAGACUGAUGGAGCAUUCAUCAACCCGUAUGGCAUGAUGAGGUACUCAUAAUGCCCAGAGGUGGUACUGAAUGCUGUCUUCCACUCAUCUCCCUCCCGGAUACGCACCAGGUUGUACGCGCUCCUGAGAUCCAAUUUUGUGAAGAAGCGCGCCCCGUGCAAUGACUCCGUCAUACUAGCAAUGAGCGGUAGUGGAUAACUGUACUUGAUAGUAAUCUGAUUGAGACCCCGGUAGUCAAUGCACAGGCGUAAACCACCAUCCUUCUUCACAAAAAAGAAACUUGAGGAGACAGGUGAAGUGGAUGGCCGAAUGAAUCCCUGCCCCAGAGAUUCAGAGACAUAUGUUUCCAUAGCCGCCGUCUCUUCCUGUGACAGGGGAUACACGUGACUCUUGGGAAGUGAAAUGGCAUAUUAUAAGUGCAGCGCCUACCUGGGACAGAUCGGAAUAUUCGGGGGGAAUGUGCAUGGUGGAGACCUGGUUUGGACUUUCCACCGUAGUUGCCCCUAUGGAAACACCUACACACCUCCCCGAGCACUGACUUGACCAUCCCUUGAGAGCCCUCUGUUGCCAUGAAAUAGUGGGGUCAUGAGAGGUUAACCAGGGAAGCCCCAACACCACUGGAAACACAGGAGAAUCAAUCAGAUAGAGACUAAUUUUCUCCUCAUGACCCCCCUGCGUUUUCAUCCAGAUUGUAGCUGUGACCUCCCUAAUUAGGCCUGACCCUAAAGGGCGACUAUCUAAGAUGUGUACAGGGAAGGGCACAUCUACAGGAACAAUAGGAAUCCCUAAACUACGAGAAAACUGACGAUCAAUAAAGUUCCCAGCUGCGCCUGAAUCUACGAGCGCCUUAUGCUGGGAAUGAGGGGAAAACUCUGGAAAUACAAUAUCUAUACACAUAUGCGCAACAGGGAGCUCUGGGUGAGUCGGGUGCCUACUCACCUGAGACGGUCCACCAGUGCUCCGCCUCGACUCCUGAAGGACCCUCCCCAGCACCGACCAGCAGUGUGUCCUCCGCGGCCACAGUUGGUGCAGGAGAUGUCCCUCCUUCCGGUCUCCCUAAGUGCAGCACCUCCGAGCUCCAUAGGGGUAGGGUCGGAGGUGCUGGGGGAUGGAAUGGAUGGUUCCUGAUCCGGACGUCCGCGGGUUGCCAACAGGUUAUCCAGCCUGAUUAACAUGUCCUCCAGUUGGUCCAGGUUAAGGGUGGCGUCCCUGCAGACCAGUUCCCGACGAACAUCCUCCCGGAGGCUGCAUCUGUAGUGAUCGAUCAGGGCCCUCUCAUUCCAUCGUGCGCUGGCAGCCAGAGUCCUGAAGUCCAGGGCAAAGUCCUGUGUGCUCCUCUUCCCCUGUCUGAGGUGGAAUAGACGUUCCCGCACCGCUCUCCCCUCCGGUGGAUGAUCGAAUACCGCACAAAAGCGGCGGGUGAAAUCCUCAUAGCGUACUGACGCUGCGUCUAUUCCACCCCACUCGGUGUUGGCCCACUCGAGCGCUCUUCCCGACACACAGGAGAUGAGGGCGGACACGCUCUCGUAUCCCAAGAGAGACGGGUGGAUGGUAGCCAGGUAGAGCUCUACCUGGAGCAGAAAACCCUGGCACCCGGCAGCUGUACCAUCGUACGCCCUCGGGAGCGAGAGCCGAAUCCCACUGGAUCCAGGUGACGAAGGGGUGGACAGCAGUGUGGGUGGUUGUGUAGUUGGAGGAGGUGUAGGACCACCACCUCUCUCCCAUCGUUCAAUAGUGUUCAACACGCGCUCCAUUGCGGUACCGAGAGUCUGGAUCAUGGUCGCCUGCUGUUGGACACGUUCCUCCAUUGAUCCGGACAAAAUGAAUGUACAUUGCUGACUCCAUAUUAUGGUGCGUGUUUCUGUCAGGAUGUCAGUGUAAUGCGGUAGGACGAAGUCAGGCGCAGGACACAGAGCUAAUCGAAAACUUACUUUACUCGUAGGUAACGUCAAAUAACAUAACCUCCACGCAGGGAGGAAACACACCCGCUCACCAGAUGACAACCAAACAUGAACAAACACGCACAACAUACAGUGGAAGCCAGAGGGUUAAAUAGGGCAGUGAUCAAUGAUAAUGGGAAACAGGUGUGAACAAUCAAGACAAGACAAGUAGAACACUCAAACAUAGAUCGGUAGCAGCUAGUACUCCUGGUGACGACGAACGCCGAAGCCUGCCCGAGCAAGGAGGAGGAGCAGCCUCGGCUGAAUCCGUGACAGUGAUGGAGUAAAGACAUGUUGAAGUUUACCUAUGAGUCUGGAUGAUUUAACUCAGUAUAAUAUCUUAACUUAGCACUAGUUGUAAGUAUAAGAUUGAACAUAUACAUCUUUUGAUUACGGAUGCACGGUUCUGACUGACUGCCUGGUGGCCGACAUGCCAGGCUAUGCCCCUCCCCUCUCUCUCCCUCCCUCGCUAGGUGCUUCUUUCUUUGCUGUAAAAGUUGCGAGAGUUUGCGUUCUCGGAAGUAGCCUACGGCAACUAGCUAGUUUCCUCCAUUGCAAAAAUACUGACUCUUAGGACUGAAGCUUACACACAGAAAUCACCACUAGUCAUCAAAUAAAAUAAAAUUUUAUUUGUCACAUACAUGUGUUUAGCAGAUGUUAUUGCGGGUGUAGCGAAAUGCUUGUGCUUCUAGCUCCGACAGUGCAGUAAUAUCUAACAAGUAAUAUCUAACAAUUUCACAACAUAUACCCAAUACACACAAAUCUAGUAAGGAAUGGAAUUUAAGAAAAUAUACAUAUAUGGACAAGCAAUGACAGAGUGGCAUGGACUAAGAUACAGUAGAAUAUUAUAGAAUAGAAUACAGUAUAUUCAUACAGUGAGGGAAAAAAAUAUUUGAUCCCCUGCUGAUUUUGUACAUUUGCCCACUGACAAAGAAAUGAUCAGUCUAUAAUUUUAAUGGUAGGUUUAUUUGAACACUGAGAGACAGAAUAACAACAACAAAAAUCCAGAAAGACGCAUGUCAAAAAUUUUAUAAAUUGAUUUGCAUUUUAAUGAGGGAAAUAAGUAUUUGACCCCUCUGCAAAACAUGACAUAGUACUUGGUGGCAAAACCCUUGUUGGCAAUCACAGAGGUCAGAUGUUUCUUGUAGUUGGCCACCAGGUUUGCACACAUCUCAGGAGGGAUUUUGUCCCACUCCUCUUUGCAGAUCUUCUCCAAGUCAUUAAGGUUUCGAGCCUGACGUUUGGCAACUCGAACCUUCAGCUCCCUCCACAGAUGUUCUAUGGGUUUAAGGUCUGGAGACUGGCUAGGACACUCCAGGACCUUAAUGUGCUUCUUCUUGAGCCACUCCUUUGUUGCCUUGGCCGUGUGUUUUGGGUCAUUGUCAUGCUGGAAUACCCAUCCACGACCCAUUUUCAAUGCCCUGGCUGAGGGAAGGAGGUUCUCACCCAAGAUUUCACGGUACAUGGCCCCGUCCAUCGUCCCUUUGAUGCGGUGAAGUUGUCCUAUCCCCUUAGCAGAAAAAAACCCCCAAAGCAUAAUGUUUCCACCUCCAUGUUUGACGGUGGGGAUGGUGUUCUUGGGGUCAUAGGCAGCAUUCCUCCUCCUCCAAACACUGCAAGUUGAGUUGAUGCCAAAGAGCUCGAUUUUGGUCUCAACUGACCACAACACUUUCACCCAGUUCUCCUCUGAAUCAUUCAGAUGUUCAUUGGCAAACUUCAGACGGGCAUGUAUAUGUGCUUUCUUGAGCAGGGGGACCUUGCGGGCGCUGCAGGAUUUCAGUCCUUCACGGCGUAGUGUGUUACCAAUUGUUUUCUUGGUGACUAUGGUCCCAGCUGCCUUAAGAUCAUUGACAAGAUCCUCCCGUGUAGUUCUGGGCUGAUUCCUCACCGUUCUCAUGAUCAUUGCAACUCCACGAGGUGAGAUCUUGCAUGGAGCCCCAGGCCGAGGGAGAUUGACAGUUCUUUUGUGUUUCUUCCAUUUGCGAAUAAUCGCACCAACUGUUGUCACCUUCUCACCAAGCUGCUUGGCGAUGGUCUUGUAGCCCAUUCCAGCCUUGUGUAGGUCUACAAUCUUGUCCCUGACAUCCUUGGAGAGCUCUUUGGUCUUGGCCAUGGUGGAGAGUUUGGAAUCUGAUUGAUUGAUUGCUUCUGUGGACAGGUGUCUUUUAUAUAGGUAACAAACUGAGAUUAGGAGCACUCCCUUUAAGAGUGUGCUCCUAAUCUCAGCUCGUUACCUGUACAAAAGACACCUGGGUGUCACGAUCGUCGGGAACAGAGGAGGACCAAGGCGCAGCGUUGAAGACGAACAUACUCUUUAUUUAGUGAUUACACGAUCAAAACAACAAAACGAUAACGUGACAGUCCACGGUCUAACACAAACCAACUAGAACAAGCUCCCACAACUACUGUGGGAAAACAGCCUGUUUAAAUGUGGUUCCCAAUCAGAGACAACCAGCCACAGCUGACACUCGUUGCCUCUGAUUGAGAACCACACUGGCCAACAUAGAAAUGAAACAACUAGAACUACAACACAGAAAUCUAGACACCCUGGCUCAACAUAACAGUGUCCCCAGAGCCAGGGCGUGACAGUACCCCCCCCUAAAGGCGCGGACUCCGACCGCGCCAACCAAAUACCACAGGGGAGGGACCGGGUGGGCACUCCACCUAGGCGGCGGAUCCGGCUCCGGGCCUGAUCCCCGCUCCCUCUCCAACCCCCCAAAGUACCCCUGGUCCGGUCUGGCCCCGCUGGCCGGAGCUGGACUACACACUGGUGGAGCGGAUUGCUCUAGCUCCGGCGUGAAGCAUCUGACCGGUGCCGGACCAGGCACCGGUGGAACAGGCACGGGACGUGCCGGACUGACGACGCACACCACUGGCUUGGUGUGGGGAACAGGCACGGGCCGUGCCGGACUGACAACGCACACCACUGGCUUGGUGUGAGGAGCAGGAGCGGGCCGGACCGGGCUGGCGACGCGCACCAUUGGCUUGGUGCGGGGAGCAGGAACGGGCCCGGACCGGGCUGGCAACGCGCACCAUUGGCCUGGUGCGGGGAGCAGGAACAGGCCGGGCCGGGCUGGCGACGCGCACCAUAGGCUUGGUGCGGGGAGCAGGAACAGGACGGGCCGAGCUGGCGACGCGCACCAUUGGCUUGGUGCGGGGAGCAGGAACAGGACGGGCCGGGCUGGCGACGCGCACCAUUGGCUUGGUGCGGGGUGCAGGAGCAGGCCGGGCCGGGCUGGCGACGCGCACCAUAGGCUUGGUGCGGGGAGCAGGAGCGGGCCGGACCGGGCUGGAGACUCGCACCAUUGGCCUGGUGCGGGGAGCAGGAACAGGCCGGACUGUACUGGGGACACACACCACUGGCCCUACGCAGGGAUCUGGAACGGGCCGGACCGGACUGGUAACACACCCCAGUACCUCUCGCCGUGCCUCUACACCUUCCUUCCCCUCUUCGACCAGUGGCCCCCGUAACCUGGCGGCCUCCUCUGCCAACCCGCUGGGCCGCUCUGUCGCGGUCUCCUGCUGCCCCGUCGUCCACGGCGUUAGCCCCCCCCUAAAAUUUUUAUGGGCUUCACUCCUACCCGUGGACCAGGUCUCCAUACUUCUCGCCAGCCUUUCGCACUUCUGCUUCCACGUCAAGCCCCUCUCUUCCUCACCCGGCUUGACCCAGUCGAGGAGGCGCUGGAUAUCCGCUAGGGAUUUCCCUGGCGAUGGCUCCUGGACCCGCUGCUUGGUCCAGUUCUGGUGGGAUCUUCUGUCACGAUCGUCGGGAACAGAGGAGGACCAAGGCGCAGCGUUGAAGACGAACAUACUCUUUAUUUAGUGAUUACACGAUCAAAACAACAAAACGAUAACGUGACAGUCCAAGGUCUAACACAAACCAACUAGAACAAGAUCCCACAACUACUGUGGGAAAACAGCCUGUUUAAAUGUGGUUCCCAAUCAGAGACAACCAGCCACAGCUGACACUCGUUGCCUCUGAUUGAGAACCACACUGGCAAACAUAGAAAUGAAACAACUAGAACUACAACACAGAAAUCUACACACCCUGGCUCAACAUAACAGUGUCCCCAGAGCCAGGGCGUGACACUGGGAGCCAGAAAUCUUUCUGAUUGAGAGGGGGUCAAAUACUUAUUUCCCUCAUUAAAAUGCAAAUCAAUUUAUAAAGUUUUUGACAUGCGUUUUUCUGGAUUUUUUUGUUGUUAUUCUGUUUCUCACUGUUCAAAUAAACCUACCAUUAAAAUUAUAGACUGAUAAUUUCUUUGUCAGUGGGCAAACGUACAAAAUCAGCAGGGGAUCAAAUACUUUUUUCCCUCACUGUAUGAGAUGAGUAGUGCAAGAUAUGUAAACAGUUUUAAAGUGACUAGUAUUCCAUAUCUUAAAGUGGCCAGUGAUUUCAAGUCUAUGUAUAUAGGGCAGCAGCCUCUAAUGUGCUAGUGAUGGCAAUUUAACAGUCUGAUGGCCUUGAGAUAGAAGCUGUUUUUCAUUCUCUCGGUCCCAGCUUUGAUGCACCUGUACUGACCUCACCUUCUGGAUGAUAGCGGGGUGAACAGGCAGUGGCUCGGGUGGUUGAUGUCCUUCAUGAUCUUUUUGGCCUUCCUGUGACAUCGGGUGCUGUAGGUGUCUUGGAGGGCGGAUAGUUUGCCCCCGGACCGCAACACCCUCUGGAGAGCCCUGCAGUUGCGGGCGGUGCAGUUGCCGUACCAGACGGUUAUACAGCCCGACAGGAUGCUCUCAAUUGUGCAUCUGUAAAAGUUUGUGAGGGUUUUAGGUGCCAAGCCAAAUUUCUUCAGCCUCCUGAGGUUGAAGAGGCUCUGUUGCGCCUUCUUCACCACACUGUCAUUCAAUAAUUUCCAUAACGUCUAGCCCCUCUUGAUUAUCCCUUACAUAAUAUAUGCCAUUUAGCAGAUGCUUUUAUCCAAAGCGACUUACAGUCAUGCAUAUAUUUUACGUAUGUCCCGGGAAUCGAACCAACUAUCCUGGCGUUGCAAGCGCCAUGCUCUACCAUCUGAGCUACAGAAGACCACCUACAGAGUGCCACCUACACUCCACCAUCUUUAUCAUCACCCUACUGUGUGUCAUCUCUACUCAGGACACUAUUCUCACCCUGGAGGCUCUGACCGAGUACAGCAAAUUGGUCAAACAUGCCAAGCUGGAUCUGAUGAUCGAGGCGUCCUACAUAAAGACGAGGGAACAACUGGGGAUAAUCGAGCUCACCCAGAAAAAACCUGUGGGCAAACCAAUAGAGGUAAGGGCUUACCUCCACCCUCACAGGCUGUGUGACCCUAAAUGUACACACUGCCUGUAAAAUGACCACUUCUGCUCAACAAGACCAUCUUUUCAUUGGGUUUUCCUGUGACAAUGAUAUUUGCAGUAUAACCUGAUCACGAUCUCAAUCAUUUAUGUACUGACGUAGUGUAUCCAGCCUCUACCCCUAGGGCACAUUUCAUACUGAUCUUUGCUAAAUGAACCCUGAAGUUGCAGUACAGACUAUUUUAUAUCUCUCGUGUGCUGUGUUUGUGUGUUUCCUCUCUAUUUUCUGUCUCCCAUCUAAUUCAUGAUUAUUUGGUCCUACUGUGUCUCAUUUUAACAGGUGUUUGAGGAUAAAGCUGUCAAAGUGUCCACAGGCUUUGGUUCAGGAUAUUCCCAUGUCCAGGUAAGUUCCAUCCAUCCUCUGUUGCGUUAAGCAACUUCUGUUUAGAAGGAAAUUGAGUAUCUCUUAAAGUAUUCUUUCGUGCUCACAUUAAAGAGGCAAUCUGUAAUUGAUACAUAAAAAAAAAAAAUACUUUUAAGUAAUGAUAUACAUAUACCUAAUAAUUCUUAAAGAAUGUAUUUUAUGCCUCAUGAGCUUAGUUCAACUGUCAUACCCCAUUGUUGUUUCACCUCCAGAUAGCCCCUUUAAACAGUAUGCUCAAUUCUUAUCUGACAACAGAUGAAAACCGUUUAUUAUAAAACAACACAGAACCACAAAAACUGCAAAUUUGACAUUUCCAUUCAACUGCUUCGUCCUGACAAAAAGUCAAAAGGUAUGACAGUGUAUCAAUGUCUGUUAACUUACUACAACCAUUUCUCUCACAAUAAACAUGGAACCAAAUAUACAGUACCAGUCAAAAGUUUGGACACACCUACUCAUUCAAGGGUUUUUUCUUUAUUUUUACUAUUUCCUACAUUGUAGAAUAAUAGUGAAGGCAUCAAAACUAUGAAAUAACACAUAUGGAAUCAUGUAGUAACUACAAAAGUGUUAAACAAAUAUUGUAUAUUUGAGAUUCUUCAAAGUAGCCACCCUUUGCCUUGAUGACAGCUUUGCACGCUCUUGGCAUUCUCUCAACCAGCUUCAUGAGGAAUGCUUUUCCAACAGUCUUUAAGGAGUUCCCACAUAUGCUGAGACCUUGUUGGCUGCUUUUCCUUCACUCUGCGGAACAACUCAUCCCAAAUAAUCUCAAUUGGGUUGAGGUCGGGUGAUUGUGGAGGCCAGGUCAUCUGAUGCAGCACUCCAUCACUCUCCUUCUUGGUCAAAUAGCCCUUACACAGCCUGGAGGUGCGUUUUGGGUCAUUGUCCUGUUGAAAAACAAAUUAUAGUCCCACUAAGCGCAAACCAGAUGGGAUGGCGUAUUGCUGCAGAAUGUUGUGGUAGCCAUGCUGGUUAAGUGUGCCUUGAAAUCUAAAUAAAUCACUGACAGUGUCACCAUCAAAGCACCCCCACACCAUCACACCUCCUCCUCCAUGCUUCACGGUGGGAACCACACAUGCGGAGAUCAUCCAUUCACCUAUUCUCACAAAGACACAACGGUUGGAACCACAAGUCAUCAGACCAAAGGACAGAUUUCCACAAGUCUAAUGUCCAUUGCUCGUGUUUCUUGGCCCAAGCAAGUCUCUUCUUAUUAUUGGUGUCCUUUAGUAGUGGUUUCUUUGCAGCAAUUCGACCAUGGAGGCCUGAUUCACGCAGUCCCCUCUGAACAGUUGAUGUUGAGAUGUGUCUGUAACUUGAACUCUGUGAAGCAUUUAUUUGGGCUGCAAUCUGAGGUGCAGUUAACUCUAAUGAACUUAUCCUCUGCAGCAAAGAUAACUCUGGGUCUUCCUUUCCUGUGGCGGCCCUCAUGAGAACCAGUUUUAUCAUAGUGCUUGAUGGUUUUUGCAACUGCAGUUGAAGAAACUUUCAAAGUUCUUGAAAUGUUCCGUAUUGACUGACCUUCAUGUCUUAAAGUAAUGAUGGACUGUUGUUUCUCUUCGCUUAUUUGAGCUGUUCUUGCCAUAAUAUGGACUUGGUCUUUUACCAAAUAGGGCUAUCUUCUGUAUACCACCCCUACCUUGUCACAACACAACUGAUUGGCUCAAAUGCAUUAAGAAGGAAAGAAAUUCCGCAAAUUAACUUUUAACAAGGCACACCUGUUAAUUGAAAUGCAUUCCAGGUGACUACCUCAUGAAGCUGGUUGAGAGAAUGCGAAGAGUGUGCAAAGCUGUCAUCAAGGCAAAGAGUGGCUACUUUGAAGAAUAUCAAAUCAAUAUCUUGAUUUGUUUAAAAUGUUUUUGGUUACUACAUGAUUCCAUAUAUGUUAUUUCAUAGUUUUGAUGUCUUCACUAUUAUUCUACAAUGUAAAAAAUAGUAAAAAUAAAGAAAAACCCUGGAAUGAGUAGGUGUGUCCAAACUUUGGACUGGUACUGUAGCUUUAAUUUCUACUUCACCAGAUACUAUGCUGCAUUCCUCUCGAAUUGUUGCAUGUGCAAAGUGAGUAAAAUAUUUUGUUUUUCGUUUAUUAAUGUCAUUAAAAUACAAAGAAAUCCUAAUGCUAUCUCGACCACUGUAAAGAUAAUGUGUAUUUCUGUAUAGUAAAAUAUACUUUAUAGAACAGUGCAUAUAUUGUCUCAUAUGUUUUAAAGAUACAAACCCCCUCCAAAUGAGGUGUUCGCUGAGUCUAGCCACACAGUCAUGGAAAUCCAACUACCCACUGGGGUGCAACCCUUCCAAGAAGAUCUGAAUAUGGUAAUUACAUUUCUCCAAAAUCUACACUGAAGAAGUGUUGGUCCUAUGUUUCAUGAGCUGAAAUAAAAAAUCCCAGAAAUGUUCCAUAUGCACAAAAAACGUAUUUCUCUAAUAUUUUGUGCACAAAUUUGUUUACAUCCUUGUUAGUGAGCAUUUUUCCUUUGCCAAGAUAAUCCAUCCACCUGACAGGUGUGGUAUAUCAAGAAGGUGUUUAAACAGCAUAAUCAUUACACAGUUGCACCUUGUGCUAUGGACAAUAAAAGGCCACUCUAAAAUGUGCAGUUUUGUCAUACAACACAAUGCCACAGACGUCUGAAGUUUUGAGGGAGCGUGCAAUUGGCAUGCUGACUGCAGGAUUGUCCACCAGAGCUGUUGCCAGAGAAUUAAAUGUUAAUUUCUCUACCAAAAGCCAAUGUCGUUUUAGAGAAUUUGGCAGUACGUCCAACCAGCCAAGGACCUCCACAUCCGGCUUCUUCACCUGCGGGAUCAUCUGACACCAGCCAGCUGAUGAAACUGUGGGUUUGCACAACCGAAUAAUUUCUGCACAGAUUGUCAGAAAACGUCUCAGGGAAGCUCAUCUGCAUGCUCGUCGUCCUCACCAGGGUCUUGACCUGACUGCAGUUUGGUGUCGUAACCGCUUACCUUCAAUGGCACACUGGAGAAGUGUGCUCUUCACGAAUGAAUCCCGGUUUCAACUGUACCGGGCAGAUGGCAGACAGCAUGUAUGGUAGCUGGAAGCUGAAAAUGUCCCAGUUCUUCCAUGGCCUGCAUACUCACCAGACAUGUCACCCAUUCAGCAUGUUUGGGAUGCUCUGGAUCUACGGGUACGACAGCGCGUUCCAGUUCCCGCCAAUAUCCAGCAACUUUGCACAGACAUUAAAGAGGAGUGGGACAACAUUCCACAGGCCACAAUCAACAGCCUGAUCAACUCUAUGUGAAGGAGAUGUGUCGCGCUGCAUGAGGGAAAUGGUGGUCACACCAGAUACUGACUGGUUUUCUGAUCCACGCCCCUACCUUUUUUAAAGAUAUCUGUGACUAACAGAUGCAUAUCUGUAUUCCCAGUCAUGUGAAAUCCAUAGAUUAGGGCCUAAUGAAUUUAUUUCAAUUGAGUGAUUUCCUUAUGAACUGUAACUCAGUAAAAUCUUUGAAAUUGUUGCAUGUUGCAUUUAUAUUUUUGUUCAGUUUAUUUGUACACUGUUCCACAUGAAUGACAUAGCCUGUGAUCAAUUCCCUCACAGUUUCGGGAUGGACUGGAAUCUGUGAUAUCUGACUACAAGAUCACAGAAGACAAGGUUGUGCUUCAGCUGGACUCAGUAAGUACCACUUAUCUUCUCUUCUGCUUUUGGAACAUUUUGGUUUAAGUGUGGACAUUCAAAUCAAUCAUAUAAUGUAGUCCUAUACUGUAGUUCAAAUGAGUCCUAUUAUGUAGCACUAUACUGUAGUAUAAGUUAGUCCUAUUCUGUAGUUCAAAUGAGUCAGUUACUGUUAACACUGUCAUUGCCUUUCACACUACAGGUCCCCGUGGAUGAAUUCGUCUGUGUGGGAUUCCGUAUAAAAGAACUAUUUCGAGUUGGCAUGGUCAGUGCCUCCUUGUUUAAAGUCUACGAGUACAAUGAUCCAGGUACAGUACGGCCGAAAACAAAACCCACAGAAACGAAUAUACCACAGGAAGUUUGACCAAUCCUUCUCUAUUGCUCAACAGAGAGCCAAUGUUUCAAGCUCUACUCCCCGGCUAUAGAAACCAAGCUACUGCGGCUUUGUGUAGAGGAACAGUGCCACUGCAUGGCAGGUAAGUCAUAUGGGCUCAGGGGACAGUGGUGGUUGCAAGGAAAUUAUAAGCAUGGAGGAUGUAUGGAGGGUGGAACAUGAGUGGGUUUGGAGAAAGCUGGUUGGUCAUUUAAUCAAGUUAAUGUGAAUUAUGGGAGAAUAUUUUGUUUGUUUUUAUUUGUGACUGCAAUCUGUUGCGGUGAUGUUUAGCGGAAUGCUGCAACUUCAAAUCAGAGAUGGAUCCCAGCACCACUGCUGAGGAAAGAAAACAAGCUACCUGCAGUGACAAUAUAAAAUAUGGUAAGAUGAUACUUUGUUAGAACUGUUAUCACCUCAUCAGUAAAAAUAGUCUCCAAUGCCCAACUGAUUUUUUAAAGAAAUGUCACAUUUGUAGGCAGUCUUUUUGGUAUGAUGAGCAUAUUCUAUUUGUUUGGUUUAGGAGGCCUUGCAUAUGAUAUGUUUGCGUCUUUUCUCACAGCUUUCAAGGUAAAAAUCAAAUCCAUUGUGGAAGAAGGUGAUUUUAUUACUUAUAUGGCAAACGUGGAGGAUCCCUUCAAAAGGGGUAAGUCUAUCUCCUAUAAUAACUUUUUAAAGUGAUGUAAAAAAUAUAUAUAUAUUUACAAUUGUAUGAUACGUUUAACUUUAUUCCUGUUUUGUGUAAAUGGCAGUGUUGGACAAUGUCAAUAUCAACACAGAGGUGGAAUUUGUCAAAAAGGCCAGUUGCAGUUCUGUGGAUAUGAAGAUUGGUGGGCAGUACCUGAUCAUGGGUGCGGACAGCAUGCAAAUACGAGUUGGCAGAAGUUAUAAGUGA
Molecule: messenger RNA, 44310 nt
Organism: Coregonus sp. 'balchen'
Lineage: Eukaryota; Metazoa; Chordata; Actinopteri; Salmoniformes; Salmonidae
Source: the annotation of a GenBank genome assembly